Messenger RNA from Trematosphaeria pertusa, 984 nucleotides. RefSeq lists its product as uncharacterized. The record is from RefSeq and is a predicted model, not a curated record. The coding region runs from base 1 to 984 and encodes 327 amino acids. The transcript has 3 exons. Lineage: Eukaryota; Fungi; Ascomycota; Dothideomycetes; Pleosporales; Trematosphaeriaceae.
AUGAGAUGCGUCAGGCUCUGCAUUGGCCUAGCAGCCUUCCUCCCUCUCGCUUUCAGCCGGGUCAUUGAUAUAACAUCCGGCAAGGCCCUUGGCUCCUCAGACCUCAAAUCGCCAUUCCAGCAGCGCGAGCUCUCGACCGAGGUUUCCACCGCAGCCGCCGGAUGGAGCGCUCCCAGGGCCGACGAUACCGAAUGGAUCAAAGCCAGGUGCAAGGGUGCGACCUUGAUCGCUAUGAUGACGCGCAACGACGAGGAGGCUGGAGGGUUGCUCGAGGGCAGCCCGGACUCCGCCGCCAGCGCCUUCACAGACUUCCCUCACGAGUUCGAAAAGUGGGGAUACACCCACGAGGACCAGACAGGCGAGUUCGAAUGCGACCUUGACAUGAUCGGAGUUACCAGCGCACUGAAGGGGCUCGGCGUUUCCGAAAAGAAUAGGGAUGAGGGUGGCCAGGUCGUGUGCUGGGGAAUACAGCAUGCGCAAGACAAGAUUAUCGACAACAAGGAAUAUAAGGCAACUGGAGCCAAUUACUUCCUCGGAUUGAACCCCGUCGACAGCGUAAUAAUCGGAAUGAGCCUCUACAGUCCAGCGCACAUGGGGAAGGCCAAGAUACCGCCUGUGACAGUCCUGCCCGACCUUCAGCAAACCUCCGACGUCAUCUGGGGCCAGUGGAUCCUCCAGGCAAAGGAGCGCGCGAACAAUAUCCGCUAUUACAUCGUCAACGCUAUCACGAACUCGGCGACGGGACCGAUCAUACAGAGCGCGCUGGAGUCUGCCGAUGCGGCGCCGCUGAAGAAGUGGCCGGGCCAUAGCUUCGGAAUGGAUACGGAUGAGGGGAAGGCGCUGCUGGGGACUCCGGUUGGCGUCGGGAUCGCGUAUCUUCUCGCGCAGCAUAAGGCUCAGCUGGGGAUCAAGACGGUGAGCAAGGUGGAUGUGUUUGAGCCCGAUGAGGGUGGGAAUCCUUCCCUGGCGUUCCAUAUCGGAUGA